AUGAUCUUGGUAUUUGAUACACUUACAAAACUCGACCCAUUGUAUCAAUUAGCAUCCGAGUGUUGCUCCUGGUUUCCAGAAAACACAGUAAUAAUUUCCGAUAUAGACGAAAAUUUAGCACAGCUCAGAUCAGAUAUACAGCCUAUACUUGAGCAAGAGAAGCAGAAUGCAAUUUUUUUUUCUGGACUUACAUGGUCAAAUAUUGUAAACGACGUACUUUUACCUAUUUUCCCAAGUAUAUCUGGGAAUGUGAUUCAACUUCCAAUCAGUUUUGGAACAUUUAUUACCAUGACACCAAAAGAGCUUAAAGACAAACAGCUGAGCGACAUUGAGCCCAUAAGUUGUGAUGAGUGCAAAUCAACGUUUGGUGCAAUGGAUGAUUGUAAACAAAACGAAACGUGCGACAAGGAAGAACAAUCAUUCUACAAAGGAAAUAAAGUAUCGUGGUGGAAUUUCUAUUUUGAGAUACAAGUUUGUAAGAGAGAUGUUUUUGACAAGUUCAGAACUAAAAUUGAAAAGAAAAUACGCGAAGGAACUAAACGGGUGGAAAUUUUAAAGAUAUUUCACCAACCUGGAGCUGGUGGCACCACUCUUGGACGACAUCUUUUGUGGCAUUUCAGUCAGUUUAAGGGAGACUUCUCGAAUUUAUUCCGAUGCUGUUUAGUAAAUAAUGUUGUCGAAAGGGAUACGACAGAGCAAAUUUUGGAACUUUGGUCUUUUAAGGACGAUGACAAAGACAAAAGAAAUCCAGUCAUUGUUUUAGCUGACAAUAUUCCUGAAGAGUCAUUAGCAAUUCUUUGCGACAACCUAGACACUCUUUCAUAUCACAAUGGGUCAACGUUAGAAAACCUGUUUUGUCUCUUAGUGGUUGUUACCCGGAAUAUGACAUCGAAGGAAGACUCAAUACUGAGACAGGCACUUUCCAAAAGAGAAAAAAUGUGGUUUAAGAAGCGUUCGAAGAAUUUAGAAGAAACAAAAAGCAAACAGCAAAUUGAUUCGAUGAUAGCAUUUAACGUUAUGAAAGAGGACUUCAAUCCAGAAUACAUCUUACAAACUACAAAACGAAUUAUGUGUGGACUGAAAGGAAACGAAAUAAAGCUUGUGCAGCACCUUUCUGUCACAAACACGUAUGAUGCUGAUGCCUCAUUUGCACCCGAAGUAUUCGACAAGCUCAUCGGAAUGGAACGAUCGACUAUCACUAAAUGGACCAUGAAUGACCUAUUGAAAGUAGGCGGACCCGUGGGACUUUCUGGAGCUCAACGGAGAAACAUUAUUCCUUUUCGACAAACUUGGAAUGUCAGUUCAUCAGAGUCUUUAGAGCUUCUCAUAAAACACAGUGUUGUAGAUAAUCGUAAUAGGGUUUCACUGGUUUCUCCGCUGAUAGCAAAAGCGAGCUUAGAAUUCAUUAAAGAAAAAGAACAAUUAGACUUAGAAAAAAUUAUCUAUGAAUUGCUAGCAUUAUUGGAAGAACGUCAAAAAGAUUCACGCGAAGCAUACUCGACCGGAAAAUUUAAUGGUGUUGUUUGUAAUUUAUUCAAUUAUCGACAUCGGCAAAAGAGACCUUUUGGAGAAGGAAAGAGUACGUUUUCCAAUCUUGUAACCGAUUUAUCAGACGUAAGGAGUUGGGAAACAAGUAAAGAUGCGUUUGACAGGACAGAUAAGCUUAUGAAUCGCUGUUUCCAAAUUACAAGAGAUCCGUACGUUGGUCAACAAAGGGCAAGGUUUUGCAUUCACUUUCACCAAUAUGUACAUGCCGAAGAAGCUAUUAAAAUGGCAUUGAAAGAAUCUGACAAGGUUCCUAUAUUGUAUGACACAUUUGGACAAAUAUAUAGGACACAACUUAUUUCCUCUAUGAAGGACGCCAAUGUAGAACCAAAACAAUUACUCACACUAGCAUGCAAGGCAAUUGAAAAAUUUCAAGAUGCUCAACGACUCGGCAAAUUAGAUGACUUGUCAUUUUAUGAAAUGGAAAUUUCUGUUGGCUUGAGUGUUUUAGAACAUUUGCGUAACAGAUAUAAAGAGCCGUUUGUGAACUUCAUAAAUGGUUUGUCGUCUGUAGGCAAAUUUGUUGAAUUUGGCCCUGGAAUGGAAAAGUUUGUGAAUGGAAAUGAUCUGCAGUGCCAUAUAUCAAAAUCUUUACGUCACGUUGAAGACGUCUUUACUAUGACAAAACGACCAUUUCAUGAGCGGUCUACAUUUGCCGACACAGAGAGACGGGUGCGUGAGAUGAGAAUUAAGUUUCAGCGCAUUUACAAGGCAGAUUCUUCAGCUAUUGAAUAAAAAAUAGGAUGUUCAUUUACUGCUGUACGGAAAGAAUAUACAUUAGAUAAAGUCAAACUUGGGAGUACUGUUGCUACUCUAGAAUCCCUUCAAGCUAAAGGUAUCGAUAUAAACGAAAAUGAUUUGAUGAUAGUUGUCGCCUAUCACAUCAUACAUUGCUCGGGAGAAUACAACCAAGUACAGGCUAGACAAGACGCGUCAUCCGAUUACAGAAAACUCUUACUUUUUAGUAAAAGUUUACUUAAAAGUCAAAAUGAAAGAAUGAAUCAAAAUUCUAAACAAACCACUUACAUUGAGACCUUUUUGUACUUUUCGUUGAUGCACUGGCCUUUAAUCUCGCGAUUAGAAGUAUACCAAAACGACAUGUGCUCGCCAGAAGAACUUAUUUGGGUAUGUGAAAAAUGGCAAACGUUGUACGACCAGAAAUUCGACAACCGAAGGAAAAAUGAUCGUUUAAAAUCAGCAUCGAGCCUACCGGCGAAAACAUUUUUUGCUUUAGCAGUUGGGACGUCCAGGUUAUGAUUAUGUUGAUACAGAUCUGAUACGAACUAGAUGGCGACACGAGGAAGAGAAAUCUCACAGGCGCAAACGCAGAGAAGUUAAACGCGAUAACAUUUGGGAUCACAAACUUGGAUUGGAAACAUUUGUAAGGUUACAAGGAACUGUAGAUGGGUCAGGACGUAGUAUCGAUCACUGGGUAAAUUACAAAGGUAUGGGGCAAGCGUACAAGUUCAGCAUUCCGACAGGAGAGAAUUGUGCCGACUACCGAAACAGAUAUGUAACCUUUGCCUUGGGGUUUUCCUGGAGGGGGCCCCUUGCAUAUGGUGUCAACUUGAAAGUUUCAGAGCCUGAACAUAACAGAUUCCAAAAUAUAGAUGUCAAAAAAACGGAAAUGGGCAAUGUACAAAAGCUUCAUGAAUCCUUCCCAAAAGUAAACACCACAGAAGGAUAUGACAUCACGGACAAGAAAGUACAAGCCGAAGAUUAUGCACAGACAUCUACUGUUUUUUCAACGAACACUGUACCUACCAGCUUCGAUGCCUCUGUGCCACACACGUCAAAUGAAAAAGACCCUUGUAAAAUUGCGACAGAAACUGUGGUUUAUUCUCGUGUCAAUACCUCUGCAGAGGACGAUAUCAAUUCUACAAGCUUUGCUGUUACUGAAGGCAAGACGGAUUUACGCCCAAAGACGGCUCCGAAAAAGCUCAAAAAGAAGAAGUCGCCAAGACACUAAGUAAUCGUCAGCGGAUGUGGAUGAACGAAAAGCCAACCAAGAAAAAAAGGAAAUUAGAAAUAACAUGGAAACAUGCAAACACACCACAGACCAUAUUAGUAUAUUAGAAAAAGCUUAAGAUGUAAUUUGACAAAACAUGUCUCAAAUAUAAAUUGUGAAACUUUCCCUUGACUUCAUUGUUAAAACAAUUAAGUGUGUUAGUGUUGUUUGUUCCGUUAUGCUGUAUCAUUCAAUGCUAAUAUAAAACAGUAAAUGUAGCAUUGCAAUUGUAUAUAUAUGUAAUAUAUAGUGUUUAUAAAUGAUUUCUUUAUUUAAAUAGUUAUUAACUUGUAUAGUAUUGUAAACAUUGAUAGUUACGAUGACCGAAAUAUUUGAAAACCAAAGGCUUAUAUAAAUUCUUAAAAGUAUAUAAAUUAUUAUUAUACCGGAUUUAUAUAGCGCCCUUUUCAUGCAAUAGUGCACGUUCAAAGGCGUGAAUAUAAAUGCAUCAUUUUACAUAUUGCUAAAUAAUGUCAAACAUGAAGCAAUAUGUAAUUCGACUUGUCAUUGUCGAAUAUUAUUUUUUUUAAUGUUUUAUUACCAGCUAUAGAAUGUUUGGCAAAGUCAUAUAAUUUACGAAAUCAACAUUGUAAAAUAUGUUUUAUUGCUGACAUAUUUGCAUUGAAACAUGAAUAAUCAUACUUUACUACAUAAGAUAAAAUUUAUUAUUACUAUUAUUCUUGCAAAUUAUCCAGGACCUUACAUGUGUUUCGUAAAUUAUCGUUCCGGUAAUACUAUCAUUAAAAAGGCACAUCUUUCAGUAAUCUAAAUUUUACAUUAACAGAUCCAGUCUAGUGUUGAACGUCCUGAUUGAGCGACAUUUAUUCGUGAUUUGAACAGUUUUCUUAUAAAAUAUGAAGUAAGCUGCAUUUGUUCAGAAAGAAAAUAGCGUCUUUUGCAAUAAUGAAACAGAGUAAACCAAUUUGUUAUACUCGUGUGUUCAUGAAAAAGAGUGCUUAGUACAAAAUAUAAUAAGAAAAUUUGAAUUAUUAAUACCAAGUAAAACAAUAAAAACACCGAAACAUUGAUCCUGUAUACGUUAUAUGCACUCGAUCAGUUGUUAAGUAAAUAUUAAAACAUUACACGUGAUUAAAGCUGGAGUCGCCUCCUUGAAACGGCCAGUGUGAAAACUUAUUGUCAAUAGUCCGGCCCUGUGUUCCAUCCAUCGUAUAACCAUAAAUUAGGUAUAAUAUAUCGCAAGUGAGUGUUAUCAAUCUAAUAUUUUUUUAUUAUAAAAUGUAUUAUCACGAGUGCCGAUUAAGUGCUGUCAAGCUCUGCAAAACAAGUGUGUAAUAUUGUCUAGGUGUUUUGAGACUGCUUUAACGUUCAAAAUAGCAAAUUGUAAAAUAAACGGGGACAAUGUUUGUUUUUAUACUGAGAACAGUUGCUCAACAUGCGUGUGGGUGCAUAUGUUUUGCAUAUGACAGUUUGAUUUAUCUCCCAUUGCACAUAGUGCCUAGAACAUGUAUAUUUUUCUUGUUUUUGAAAAGAUGUUCUUACUUACCUUUCACAUAGUUCAGACAAGUAAGCAAAUAUGUACAUGAAUUUUUCAUAAACUGCCAUAGUAUAAAAAAAUUACCUUAAACCUUGUUUUUAUUGACAUUUGAAAUGACUGUACAUAAAACACAGACGCCUUUCACGUGUAUUUUAUGUACAAUGAAAACAUAGUUAAAAUAGAAAAUAUUUUGAAACAUUAGUAGAAAACUGUUAACUAUAAGGAAGUAAAACUCCAGCUGCUGGAGCAGUAUUGAAUUCUCAUUAUAUACAAUUAUAAUUUGGCGAAACCACCAAUCUUAUAGUUACAUUAAUACACAUUGCAAAUUCAACAUACAUAUAAGAGUAAAAGGCAGCUUGUCAGAUAAUGGUCUGUAAAAUUUAGUAUAACCUGCAGAAUUCUCAAUUGAUGAACAACACGUUUACUUUAUAAAUACAGAGAAUGUAUAAGAAUCUAAGUAUAAGAAAGAUUUAAAACCAAUUGGAAAGAUUGGUAUUGUCAUAACAUGUAUUGUGUCAUUAUUCAAUCACAUGUUCAUAGGUAGGCCUAAGCAGUCCAAACCAUUUUUAAUUAAACAUUAGAGUAUGUUUGAAAUUUUAUUUGAGCCGGGAAUAGUAGAAUAACGUUUACAACAGUGUAAACGUUCGAAAAAGAAAAUUGGGUUAAUAUUUUCCUUCUCUCUCUCAAGAAAAUAGAAAAAUGAUCAAGUUUGAGGUAUAUAUUCCAGCAUUCGAACUUACUCUGCUACAAAGAAUUCAAUCCUUUAGGAGAAAUUGCACAUAUAUGACAAAACUGUCAUUCUCUACUUAUACAUUCUUUAAUUGGAUUAAUCAUUUUGCUUAAAAUAUAUCUAAACGGGGUUUCAAACACUAUAUGGGUAUAUAUUUUAAAAAGAUUUUAACAUUAUUGUGGGAUAUAAGAAGCAAACAAAAAAGAAUUAUUGUAGUAUGCUCUUUGUUAUAAUCCAAAUAAUUUAUAUUAAUAAGACGUAAACGUUUUUUUAAAGUCAUGUUGUAUGGGUUAUAUUUAUAAAAAAAUAGUACCUUUAUUUAUGUUGAUGAAAUAAACAGAAUUUACAAAUUUGAACAAUCAUAUGGGAGAGACAAGAUCAAUAGAUCAAUUUAUGUAACAAAUGUUUAUCUUGUUCUACCCACCAAAUCAUCAAACCCAGUUUGAUCAUAUUAUUAGAACUAAUAUUGACAAAAGAAAAUUAUGUGCAAAAAGACUAUAAACCAUUUUAAAUACAAAAAGUGAUAUACUGGAUAUACUGAUGACCCAUUAUGUCCUUAUUGCAAACAAAGUGAGAAAAAUUUAGAUUAGAAUAAUUAUUCUUGGAAUGUCAGAUUUCUCAAGCAAUAAUUAACGAGAAGUUAUCAGGACAAAAUUUUGCUCUCAUGAAUAAGAAAAUGUUUCUAUUCAGAUAUUUUACAAAUACUGCUAGAUUAAUGAAUAAAGUUAUUUUGCUUUUUAAGAUUUACGUUUACGCGUGUAAAAUGAAUAAAUGCACUUAUAGUAUAACAGGAGCCAAGAAAUACACAAAGUAUAAAUAUGAAAAAAUACAUAUGUCAAAGAAAAAAAUUAGAAUCCUUUGACAGUAAGUGUGAUUUGUGUUAUGUUAUUGUUUCAGACUUAGUAUUUGAACAUGUUUUGUAGGUUUUACAGCUUCGUACAAACUCUAUUUUACCGUACCGUUUGUAAUCUCAAAUGAAAUUUAAUUUCCGGGAAAUGUGUCAUUAAACAUAAUUAUGCGUGCCUAUUAUUGUUUUCUAUGCCUUAAUGUGUUAUUUUUGCAUAUGAUAUUACAUUUUAUAAAUACUUUUAUUGUCUAUAAAUACUGGAAAAUGUCUUUUUUAAUUCUAAAAUGCUUUUCUAACACACAAAUGCAUGAAACUGUCUUUCCUUACAGUGUACCUGAUUCAAGUAUGUAACAAUUACCAAUGAAACAGUUAAUUAUAGUUUUUAAAUCUGAAGCCUUCUUUUCCUUUUUCACUAAGUAUGUACACUUAAAUGUUCGCUUUACACCUUUCCGUAUAUCGUUAUGUUAAAAAAUCUCCUACAAAGAAAUAAUAAUGGCUAUAACUCAUUUAUAUGAAAAAAGGGAUAUUUUUUCACUCUUAAGAGUAUUAUUAAUAAAUUAUUUUUAACAUACAGAUGAUUUUGUAGAAUAGUUCAAUUAAAAUGAAAAAAAUAAACAUUAUGCAUUUG
Dreissena polymorpha is the source of this 7253-nucleotide messenger RNA. RefSeq names its product sterile alpha motif domain-containing protein 9-like. The transcript has 6 exons. Lineage: Eukaryota; Metazoa; Mollusca; Bivalvia; Myida; Dreissenidae. The record is from RefSeq and is a predicted model, not a curated record. Gene Ontology annotation, cellular component: cytoplasm. The coding region runs from base 1 to 2280 and encodes 759 amino acids.